UAUAGAUGUGUCCAUAAUGGCCAAGCCGAUCCAUCCUCCGUAAUAUUAAAAGGGGAAAGCUGCAAUUAUUUCCAAAUUAGAGAUUAAGAAUUCAUGGAAUUUUACACAUAUCCGUCUAAUCCUUUGCCCUCGUCUUCAUCUUCUUUGUUAUCAUUCGGGUAUUUCAUCGACAAAAUUAAACAAUGUUUCGGCUUCGCUCUUUCUGCAAUUGUCGGAAAUGUAUUCUCUGCAAUUUUCACCUUUUUCUUUGCCAUAGUUGGUACUUUAUUAGGAGCAAUGACUGGAGCUCUAAUCGGGCAAGAGACCGAAAGUGGGUUUGUUAGAGGGGCUGCUGUUGGUGCCAUCUCUGGUGCUGUUUUCUCAAUCGAGGUCUUUGAGUCUUCCCUGCUUUUAUGGCAAUCAGAUGAAUCUGGUGUUGGGUGCAUAUUGUAUUUGAUUGAUGUGAUUGUGAGCCUUUUAAGCGGUAGACUCGUCCGGGAGCGCAUUGGUCCAGCUAUGCUUAGUGCUGUGCAAAGUCAGAUGGGAGCUGUGGAAACAACGACCUUUGAAGAGGUCGCAAACAUUUUUGACACAGGUGGAUCUAAGGGUUUGGCUGGAGACACAGUCGAAAGGAUCCCAAAGAUUACAAUUGGUAAAGAUGAAAAUGUUGAUGCUUCUGGGGAGAGAGUCUCUUGUUCAGUCUGUCUCCAGGACUUCCAGGUCGGGGAAAUUGUUCGAUGUUUGCCUCAGUGCCACCACAUGUUUCACCUACCUUGCAUUGAUACCUGGCUGCUUAGACAUGGAUCUUGCCCAAUGUGCAGGAGGGACUUGUAAUCUUCACUUCUCUGUAAAUUAUAUAUACAUAAAAUGCUACUUUGAUUUCAUCAUACCUACAUCUAGGGUUUCUUUAUUUGUUAGAUAUACCCGCAAUUACACAAAUUUUCCACGUAGCUAUAUGUAAUUUAGAUUUGAGCUUGAGUAAUUGAGUUUAUUCAUUGUACUUGGAUCACAUUCUGUAUAGUGAAUUUUGGGAUAUUAGAGGGAUUUUUAUUCUUAUAAGA
Olea europaea var. sylvestris is the source of this 1040-nucleotide messenger RNA. RefSeq names its product NEP1-interacting protein-like 1. The coding region runs from base 94 to 813 and encodes 239 amino acids. The record is from RefSeq and is a predicted model, not a curated record. Lineage: Eukaryota; Viridiplantae; Streptophyta; Magnoliopsida; Lamiales; Oleaceae. The transcript has 5 exons.